Molecule: messenger RNA, 303 nt
Organism: Penicillium canariense
Lineage: Eukaryota; Fungi; Ascomycota; Eurotiomycetes; Eurotiales; Aspergillaceae
Exons: 2
Coding region: 1-303 (100 amino acids)
Source: RefSeq, a predicted model, not a curated record
AUGAAGUCGGAAGAGCCAGAAUCCGACACUCAUGAUCUGGCCAGGCCUGCGACAGAGGUUGGCCAAUGUGUCAAUGUGCAAGAGGCCGACGUCAAGAAUGAAACCACAGCCAAGCAGCCGCAGUCAUUGUACUGUAUCCUAUCAGAGAAGGAGAAGGUUUUCACGAUAUGUAUCUGUUCGUUGGGGACUUUCCUGGGUCCUGUAGCGGGUGGCAUGUAUCUUCCUGCUAUCGGAUCAUUAGCAAGAGAUCUGCACGUGUCAACUGCAAAUAUUCUACUGACACUUACAACCUUCAGGGUAUGA